Molecule: messenger RNA, 861 nt
Organism: Truncatella angustata
Lineage: Eukaryota; Fungi; Ascomycota; Sordariomycetes; Amphisphaeriales; Sporocadaceae
Product: tetrapyrrole methylase
Exons: 2
Coding region: 1-861 (286 amino acids)
Biological process (GO): protein histidyl modification to diphthamide
Molecular function (GO): diphthine synthase activity
Source: RefSeq, a predicted model, not a curated record
AUGCUUUACCUUGUCGGCCUGGGUCUUGGCGACGAGACUGAUAUUACUGUCAAGGGUCUGGACGUUGUCAAGAAAGCCGACCGUGUCUACCUCGAAGCCUACACCAGCAUCCUUCUCGUAGACCAAGCUGUUCUGGAGUCCUACUAUGGCCGAUCCAUCACAAUCGCCGACCGCGAAAUGGUCGAGUCCAACAGCGACGAGAUCCUGCGCGACGCCGCCAACGUCGACGUCGCCUUCUGCGUAGUGGGCGACCCCUUCGGCGCCACGACCCACACCGACCUCAUCCUGCGGGCGCGCGAGCUCCACAUCCCCGUGCGAACCAUCCCCAACGCCUCCAUCAUGUCGGGCAUCGGUGCCACCGGUCUGCAGCUGUACAACUUUGGCCAGACCGUCAGUAUGGUCUUCUUCCUGGACAACUGGCGUCCGAGCAGCUUCUACGAUCGCGUGAAGGAGAACAGGGACGUGGGACUGCACACGCUGGUGCUGUUGGAUAUCAAGGUCAAGGAGCAGAGUCUGGAGAAUAUGGCCCGAGGACGAUUGAUCUACGAGCCGCCGCGUUUCAUGACUGUUAGCCAGUGCGCCCAGCAGAUGCUAGAGGUCGAGGAGGAGAGAAAAGAGGGCGUCUAUGGACCCGAUAGUCUGGCCAUUGGCGCCGCAAGAGUUGGGGCUAAGACGGAGAAGUUUGUUGCAGGCACAUUAAAGGAGCUCUGUGACAGCGAUGAUGCCCUUGGCCCGCCGCUACACAGUCUGGUACUGCUCGGAAAGAGAGCACACGAGUUGGAAAGGGAUUAUGCGCGAGAGUUCGCUAUCAACAAGGAAACGUGGGAUGGGUUAUGGAAGACGCAUUAUGGACAGCAGUAG